Molecule: messenger RNA, 1959 nt
Organism: Closterium sp. NIES-65
Lineage: Eukaryota; Viridiplantae; Streptophyta; Zygnematophyceae; Desmidiales; Closteriaceae
Source: the annotation of a GenBank genome assembly
AUGAACGGUCUGCCUGACGAAAUUCUUUCCAGAAUUCUCUUUCUCGCAGCAACCCCCCACAUCGACUCUCAACUCGACGCUGCCGCGAGUGACACGGUGCCCAGCGUGGAUUCCGAUGUCAGCCCGUGCCAUGGCAUGGGGAUGGUGUCGAAGCGAUGGGCCUCGCUGCUGCCCGUCGUGCGCAUCACCGCUGCUGCAGACUCGCCAUCUCGUCGGGAGGACUCUGCCGAUCAAUACGACUCGCUGCUUCCCGCCUCCACGCUCUCCGCGCCCGCGCUCUUCCGCGCCUUGUCCCGCGCGCCAAGCGUGACUUCACUCACGCUGGGCGAUGACGCCCUCGAUCUCUACGACCACCACUUCCUUACCUCGCUGCUCGCCGCUUGUCCCAAGCUCACCUGCGUGAGCCUCGGCGAGCCUUGUUUUACCGCCGCACCGCCGCCCUUCACGAUCGGCCUCGCACCGCUCGACUCAUUCUUCCGCGCCGCAGCGCCGCAGUUACAGGAGCUCGCGCUGCUGCUUCCUCCCGUCGUCACGAGACUUCCUGAUUCCAUCUCGUCGCUGUCCUCGCUGCGCGUGCUUCGCCUGCGCUCCAACACGUUGCAACAGCUCCCGGACGGACUGUGCCAUCUGCGCGCACUUCAGGAGCUGCAUCUCACCUGCCCCAUGCUGCAGGAGCUGCCCGAGAACUUGGGGCAGCUGAAAGCUUUGAGGCACCUGUCCAUGAGGAGGGGGUGCAGGAGCUCGUACCGCCCGCCCGAUUCUCUAGGCGACCUCUCGUUGCUCUCCUCCCUCCGCAUUAACGGAAAUCUGCAGCAGCUGCGGCGCCUGGAGCUGCAACACUUCGAGGGCGAGCUGCCAGACGCGUGGGCGAAGCUGGAAGAGGUUUCGCUGGACAAGUGCAGCAUGCGCUCUCUCCCGCCCACAUGGCUGGAGACCCUCACUCGCCUCACCCUCUGCUCCUGCGACCACCUCGAGCCUCUCCCCAUCCACCACAUCCCCUGCGAUUUACCGCUGCGACACUUGACUGUUGAGGAUGUCUUCAUCCCCUCUCCCCCUCCUCACCUCGCCCGCCUGCUUUCACUUCGGAAAUUAUGCAUCAAGGAUAGCGCCUACUUUCCACACACUGGGACCUUUGUUCCAGACAACAUCAGCGAGCUGGUGGCACUGGAGUGGCUGGAGCUGAAGGGGCGUGUCCCAGAGAAGAGGGUUCUAUCAUUUCUGGAAAGGAUGACCAGGAUGACUAGUCCAGAAGAGCUGCUCGCACAGUGUAAUCAGUUGGAGCAUCUGCCUCAAGAGUUUGGCUCCCUUGGGGCACUAACGAAGGUGACUAUUGAGGGGGUGUUUUCCUCUCUGCCAAACACUCUCAGCGGCCUGUCUUCCCUGCAAGAAGCAUCCUUGACCUCCCCAGUUCUUGCCAGCCUGCCUCCCUCCUUUUGUCUCCUCUCUCGCCUGCACACACUCACCAUAACCGGCAGUGGCUGCCUUGUCACCCUGCCCGCUGAUUUCGGCUCCCUAGGCGCCCUCCAACGCCUCUCCAUCCACUCCUGCUCUCACUUGCAGAGCCUUCCCGACUCGUUCUCCUCGCCCGUCUCCCUCGUCCGUCUCACCAUCACACAGUGCCCUAACCUUUCCAACCUCCCUCAUGGUUUCGGCUCCCUGCCCCGACUAGCCUGGCUGACAAUCAACGGCUGUGAAUCCUUCACUCACCUGCCCGCCUCCUUCCCCUCUCUGCUGUCCCUCCGUGUGGCCGACUUCCGCCGCUGCGAGCGCCUGCACUCACUGCCUCCUCAGAUGGGCCUGCUGCCGCUCCUGGAAGUGCUGCAUCUACAGGACCGUUCAGCACUCAAGUCUCUCCCGGAUUCACUCAGAUGGGCCAGGUCACUCAGGCAUGUCGAUGUGUCUUACAGUGGGUUGGAUAAAGAGGGAGGUUCGGCGGGCUGGUGUGGCACAGGAGUAUAG